This is a messenger RNA of Trypanosoma rangeli, 378 nucleotides long. RefSeq lists its product as uncharacterized. The record is from RefSeq and is a predicted model, not a curated record. The transcript has a single exon. Bases 1 to 378 code for a protein of 125 amino acids. Lineage: Eukaryota; Euglenozoa; Kinetoplastea; Trypanosomatida; Trypanosomatidae.
AUGACGGAAAAAGAACUCGUGGCGGAUAUGAGGGCUUUGUUGGAAGCAAUGGAUGGCCAAGAGGCGAGCCCGGCCGAACACGGGAAAGCGGAGGCCGCCACCAAGGGAGAACUACAGACGCCAUCGCCGUCACUAGAAGACAAAAUUGGGCAGUUGCUGGGUGCGCUGCGGUCGAACGACGCCGACGACUGGAUGGGGAAGCCCACACAAAAGGAGUUGGGGAUGCGGUUUUUCACACAACCCGACGAGGCCGUCAACCACGGCGAAGCGAAAGCUAAAACACAAAAAGGCAGUGACGACACCAUUGAUAGCCUAAUGCGCGAGUACCUUGGUGCUGUUGAGCGGGUUUGGCGUCUUGACGAGUCGGCCUCAAAAUAA